This is a messenger RNA of Ceutorhynchus assimilis (cabbage seed weevil), 1586 nucleotides long. The record is from the annotation of a GenBank genome assembly. Lineage: Eukaryota; Metazoa; Arthropoda; Insecta; Coleoptera; Curculionidae.
UACGUAUCGAUUUACAUAUCGAUAUAUUGAAUCGAUAAGUCCCUUACUCGAUCUAAUAAAAGUUAUUCAUUCAUAAAAUGAUGUUUUAGAUGUCGAUCGUUGCAAAAACUUUCACUCCUCGUAACUUACAAUUGAUUACGGAGCAGUGCCUAAAAAAACGUUAUUUUUCUCUAGCAUCAUCAGCAAAUCAAAGAAUGAGUGAAAUUGAACAAAAAUUCAAACUUCCAAAGACCUACGAGGGAAGUCAACCCAGUGUCUGGGUUGAAUAUAUCCAGCUAGCCCUGGACCAUAAGCCCCUCAACUUAGGACAAGGUUUUCCAGAUUAUCCACCGCCAAAAUAUGUUACUGAUGCUCUAAUAGAAGUUGCAUCAAAUAGAAACUUGCAUCAGUAUACUAGAGGAUUUGGUCAUCCAAGAUUAGUCCAAGCCCUUGCCAAAUUAUACUCGCAAUUGAUAGGGCGUACAAUAAAUCCUCAGAAAGAAAUUCUGACCACUCUAGGUGCAUAUGAGGCUCUUUAUGCUGCUAUAACUGGACAUGUUGAUGCAGGGGAUGAAGUAAUCAUCAUUGAACCAUUUUUUGAUUGCUAUGAGCCUAUGGUUAGGUAUGCAAGAGGUGUUCCUAGGUUUAUUGCUUUAAAACCAAAGCUUACUGAAGGCAAAAGAUUAUCUUCAGGUGACUUUGUCUUAGACAAAGCAGAGCUAGAAGGCCUUUUUAAUAAGAAAACCAAAGCGAUUAUUUUGAAUACCCCAAAUAAUCCUUUGGGAAAAGUUUUUACACUAGAAGAAUUGACUUUUAUUGCUGAUUUAUGCAAAAAACAUAAUGUUUUGUGUAUUUCUGAUGAAGUUUACGAAUGGUUGGUGUACAAACCUUACCAGCAUAUUCGGAUAGCAACUCUUCCUGGAAUGUGGGAAAGAACAAUCACCAUCGGAUCUGCCGGUAAGACUUUUAGUGUCACUGGUUGGAAAUUGGGAUGGGCUUACGGACCAGCUAAUUUAAUGUUUAAUUUGCAAAUGAUCCAUCAAAACUCUGUUUAUACAGGAAACACUCCAAUUCAGGAAGCUACUGCCAUUGCUUUCGAAAAAGAACUGACUCGUUUAGAUUCAAGUGAAUGCUAUUUUAAUUCGAUCUCCACAGAAUUGGAACCAAAAAGAGAAUUUAUGGGUAAAUUUUUGCAAGAAACUGGUUUCAAGCCUAUUAUACCUGAAGGAGGAUACUUUAUGAUGGCUGAUUGGACACCAUUAAAGUCACAAGUUGAUCUUGACUCAGAAACUGAUAAAUAUGCAGAUUACAGAUUUACUAAAUGGAUGACGAAAAAAGUGGGUUUGCAAGGAAUCCCACCCUCAGCUUUCUACGGCGAAGAACAUAAGAAAUUAGGCGAGAACUUUGUGAGAUAUUGCUUCAUCAAAGAGGAUAAAAAUUUACAAGCAGCCGCUGAUAUACUUCAAAAAUGGAAGUCAGGGAAGAACUGAAACUAAGAGGCAAAUAGAUAUUUUAUUAUUGUUAUUUGUAAAUAUAUUUUUAUUUUAAAAAAAUUGCUUUUGAUACAUGGAGUGUCUUGGAACAAUCAGGAAACAAAUUCGGUGGAA